This is a messenger RNA of Penicillium daleae, 213 nucleotides long. RefSeq lists its product as uncharacterized. Lineage: Eukaryota; Fungi; Ascomycota; Eurotiomycetes; Eurotiales; Aspergillaceae. The record is from RefSeq and is a predicted model, not a curated record. Bases 1 to 213 code for a protein of 70 amino acids. The transcript has a single exon.
AUGGGAUCUAUCGACUUUUUGGGAGUCUUGGUAGCAGGGAUGAGGUUCCCUGUUGCUGUUGAUCUUGGGGGCUUGCGCGCGACCGGCAAGAUGCUCAGCUCAGGUACGAGGUCGCGGUCGGAGGCUGGAAUGAUAGACAUGAACCACGACACCUAUUGUGGACCUCUGGACCGGGACCUGAACCUGAACCUGAACCUGAACCUGAACCAGUGA